Molecule: messenger RNA, 747 nt
Organism: Saccharomycopsis crataegensis
Lineage: Eukaryota; Fungi; Ascomycota; Saccharomycetes; Ascoideales; Saccharomycopsidaceae
Product: ribosome assembly protein 3
Exons: 1
Coding region: 1-747 (248 amino acids)
Biological process (GO): ribosomal large subunit assembly
Cellular component (GO): preribosome, large subunit precursor
Source: RefSeq, a predicted model, not a curated record
AUGGUAAAAGCUGUUUCAAUAGAUAAUAAACCUGCUGCUAACAAAAAAAGAGCUUCCAGAAGAAGAAAGAAGAGAAGAACUGAAGAUUUUUCUUCUAGUGAAAGUGAUAGUAGUAGUGACAGCAGUGAUGAUGAUAGCGAACAUGAUUCUAAGAACGACAAUGAUAAUGACAUUGAGAUGAAGGAUACUGAACAAUUGAAAGAGAAACCAAAAAAAAAGUCUGAUAUUUCAAGCAUUGAAACUAAAAACGUCGAGCUUCACAAUGUUGUAGAGGAAGAUGUUGUUGAAGGUAAAGGAAUCAAUAAAUUGAGCAACGAAUUAAAGAAAAAAUUGAAUGAAAUCAACUUGCAUUCCAAUAAGAAUACUAAUGUGACUAAGAUAUCAUUUGAGUCAAUACAAAACUCUGAGGAAUUUUUGAAGAGAUUUGCCGUAGAGAACUUAGUGGAUGGCGGUUCCGCUUCGAGGAUCAAUUCAGAAACACAACAAAAACUCCAACCUUCCAAAACCAUAGAAAAAAGCUCAAACCAUGAUGCCAACGGUAAUUCAAAUUCUCAAAAUGAAAAUAAGAAAAGUGAACUUUUGGAUGAAUACUUGAGUUUAAUGAUGGGUAACUAUGAAGCUGAUUUGGAUGAUCUAAGAAAAGCCAACGAUUUGAACGAGUUUUCAUUACCAAUUUUGGCUAAUUUGUUAAGAGAAGGUGGAAAUAUUUUCGAUUAUGAAAGCUUGAGCACGAUUGUCACUAAAUAG